UAUAGCAUCACAAAUAGGUGAUGUUUAUCUUCCGGUUGAAGUCGAAAGAAGAAUUUAAUUAUCAUUUCAAACUGUGUCUUUGUUAAUCACAUUAUGUUGUAAACCCAACGGUUUACAAAUGACAGUCGCACUACUAAACAUCCGUUUUGAAAUCUGCGAACCGUGUGAAACAGUCCCAAACAUUGAAUUUAGUGCAAAAGGUUUGAUAGUGCCUGCAGACAAGUCCGCUGGCAGGGCAAGCUACGCCUCUGUUGUUCAAGAAGACACACCACCACCUACACCUGACGAGGAGAGAGAACUGGGUUUGAACGAUUACCGUGGCUGUCGGAAACCACAUGACAUACAGAUUGAGACUUACAACUGUAAAGAUUUUGACCUCUCUGGAAUAGAAGCGUUUUUGGAAGGAAGUCCUAUUUCAAUGACCUCUAACUUUGAAUCAGAGGUCGAUGUUGGUGAAUUAAAGAGUGGCACAAGGGAGUCAUCCAUUAAAGAAAAUGAUACCCAUAAACUAGAUGACAUUGACCAGGAACACAAAGAACUGACACAGAAUGCUGUAGCUGACUUUGAGAAUGUCUGUGACAAGCAGAUGUAUGAUAGUGGUGUAAGACCUAAAUCUCAGAGCCCUACACCCAAAGGAUUAUCUGCAAUUCACUUCUAUUCUGGUAACCCUACUGUGGAGAAGGUGAAGGGAAUUCUACAUAUUUACAAGGAUAAUCAUUUAACGAGCCUGUCAGAUGAGACACAGAGGAGUGAGCUGAUCUGUAUGUUAGCUGUUCCUGCUAAAUAUACCAUUCACGAUCUGCUCAAGUUCAAUGGACCUUGUUUGGCUGGUAUAGAGUAUAUGAGGAUAAUCAGAGAUGGUUCUCCAAACCAGUACAUGGUGCUUGUCAAGUUUAGAAAUCAGAAGUUUGCUGACGAGUAUUAUACAGCAUAUAACAACACAACAUUCAACAGUAUAGAGACAGAUAUUUGUCAUCUUGUGUAUGUUGGUAGAGUUGAAAUGCUGAAGGAAUCUGAGAAUGCAUGCAUGCCGGUACCAGGAAUGACAGAGCUGCCAAACUGUCCUGUGUGUCUGGAAAGAAUGGAUGAAUCAGUAGAUGGGAUAUUGACCAUAUUGUGCAAUCAUGCCUUCCAUAUGGAGUGUUUGGAUAAGUGGGGAGACACAAGUUGUCCUGUGUGUAGAUACUGUCAAACACCUGAAGAAGCAGCAGACAAUAGAUGUAUGAAGUGUGGCUCACAAGAGAGUUUAUGGAUUUGUCUAAUUUGUGGAAACAUUGGCUGUGGUCGGUAUGUCGGGCUGCAUGCGUUCAGACAUUUUCAAGAGACCCAUCAUACCUAUGCUAUGGAGUUAGGUAACAAUAAAGUGUGGGACUAUAUUGGUGAUAACUAUGUACAUAGGCUGGUGCAGAAUAAAUCUGAUGGUAAAUUGGUGCGAGUUGAUGAAGGAGGAAAUCCUGUACAAGAUGAAAAAAUGGAUGCUUUAAAUUUAGAGUACACAUAUUUGUUGACCAAUCAACUUGAAUCUCAACGCUUGUAUUUUGAAGAAAAGAUUGAAGAAGUUGAAAAAACAGUAUUGGGAAAGGUACACUUAGUUGAAGAGGAGAACUUGAAUUUAGCGGAGCAGUGUAGUCAUUUGCAUGUAACACUUGAAGCAGCCAACAAAGAAAAACAACUCUGUGAGAAAAAAUGCUCUCAUUUACAGACACGAUUGAAGAAGGCUUUACAUGAUCUGCAAGAAGAGAAAGAAAUGAACAAAUGUUUAUUAGAAAAUCAACUAGUUUGGCAAAAACGAGUUACCUCCCUUGAAAAUGAAAUGAAGGACUUCACAGCUGCCAAAGAUAAAGAACUGCAAGACUUGAGGGAACAGUUACGUGAUGUAAUGUUUUAUGUAGAAGCCCAAGGUAAACUCCAGCAUGCUGAGGGUGUGUCGCAGGAAGAGAUUGAAGGAAGUCAUGUGAUUGUCGGUGCAGCAUCCGGCACCUCUACACACAGUCGUAAAGCAAGAAAAAAACAAAGAUGAAAACUGAAUAUAUAUUAUUUACAUAGUUACAUUACUGUAGUGAAAAGUGUGGGAAAUAUUUACGUCUUCUGUUGAGCUGGAAUAGUGGAGUUAGAAAGACAAUGCUAGGUUCCUGUGUUAGGAUAAGGAAUUCUGAACAAUAAUGGGAGAGACAGACUUAUCAUGUGGUAUCAUCCUUUACCUGUUGUCCAUUGUCCAUAGUUUUACAUUCUAGAGGUUACAAUUUUAGACCAGUCAUAAUGAAACUUUGUCAGACCAGAUUAAUACUUGGUUAUCUAGUGUCAAAAACAUUAGAUCAGUUCUUAAAAAACUUUGUGAAAAUUUUAUAAUUCCACAUUUUCUACUAAAUUUAACAUGUAUAAUCAAAACUAGGUAGAUAGGUCAAAACUUGAGCAUCUUGAGCCCAUGAUGGUCCCCAGCAACAAAAUUCCUGGAUUAUACAGAACAACCACAGCAGUAAUACUUUUAAGGCUUGGCCUUCAUCAGUUUAUUAUGUUCUGGAAAAAAAUCGGCAUACAGUUAAGUUGCAUUACUUAUUUACCCAAACAUUUUACAAAAUAUUUUUAUUUUGCUAUUGGACAAUUAUUAUGCUCCCUUGGCAAAGAGAAGGUAUGCUGUUUUGCUCAAAUUCUAAAGGCUGGUCUGGUCAAUAGACUGUUUGGUCUUGCAUUCUUGAACCUAUAGUGGUCAAACUUCAUAGGACGAAUGCCAAUGGUCAGAGGUCUCCGUGGCCAAAUGGUUGCCCCUCAUCGAUGUGGGUUCGAGCCUCACUCGGGGCUUUGAACUCUUCAUGUGAGGAAGUCAUCCAGCUGGCUUACGGAAGGUCGUGGUUCUACCCAGGUGCCCGUGAUGAAAUAAUGCACGGAGGGGUAUCUGGGGGUCUUCCUCUACCAUCAAAGCUGGAAAGUCGCCAUGUGACCUAUAAUUGUUGGUGCGACAUUAAACCCAACAAAAUAAAAUAAAUAAAGAAUGCCUGUGGUUAGUACUAAACUCGUAUAUUUGGGGUCAGUAGGUCAGUACAGUGAACUUGAUAAUGAAAUCAAUACUGAUUAAUAAGUAAAGAACACUUUCUUUCUGCCCUCAAAUUUUUAAGGAUGCCUUUGGCCAACAGAUGGUCCGAAUGGUUCUGUAGGUCAGUAGGUCAAAGGGAAAUACUACAUUGGCCUAGAGUCUGAAAAUGGUUUCCCAAAAAUAAAUGGAGACUGAUUGGUCGUUUGAUUGCUAAUGUUCUUAUGAUGAUUUCCUGUGGUCAGUAGGUAACCCUUGUUCAUUAGUUAAUUUGUGUCAAGGUCACAGUGACCAUGAUAUUCAAAAUGGUUUCUGAUCAAUGUCUGGAACACUUAGUGUUGUCAUAAUUUCGAAGGUUAUCACAGCAAUGAAAAUAACAUACCCAGCUUCCACUGACAGACCAAUUCUUGUUUGUAUAAAACAUUUUAAAGAUAAUUUUCUUUUUAUAGCCCUGAUGGUGUUGUGUUUAAUUUUUCUACCAAUCACCUCAUUGAUGUUUUUACCUGAUUGUCAUUUACACCAUUUUAUUUUUAGCUCACCUGUCACAUAGUGACAAGGUGAGCUUUUGUGAUCACCUGUCGUCCGUCGUCAGUCUGUGCGUGCGUACGUCAACAAUUUCUUGUUUGCACGAUAGUGGUUUUAUUUAUGAUUUUAUUUUAACCAAACUUGUUCACAACUUGUAUCACCAUAAGAUCUCGAUUCUUUUCUUGAACUGGCCAGAUCCCAUUAUGGGUUCCAGAGUUAUGGCCCCUGAAAGGGCCAAAAUUAGCUAUUUUGACCUUGUCUGCACAAUAGCAGCUUUAUUUAUGAUUUGAUUUUUACCAAACUUGCGUACAACUUGUAUCACCAUAAUAUCUUGGUUCCUUUCUGGAACUGGCCAGAUUCCUUUAUGGGUUCCAGAGUAAUGGCCCCUGAAAGGCCCAAAAAUAGCUAUUUUGACCUUGUCUGCACAAUAGCAGCUUUAUUUAUGAUUUGAUUUUUACCAAACUUGCACACAACAUGUAUCACCAUAAGAUCUUGGUUCCUUUCUGGAACUGGCAAGAUUCCAUCAUGGGUUCCAGAGUUAUGGCCCCUUAAAGAUCCGAAAUUGGCUAUUUUGGCUUUUGCAGCCAUAUAGAGACUUCAUUUAUGGUUUUAUUUGAUACAAACUUCCAAAAUAUCUUCAACAACAAUAAAUUUUUGAUUCCAUGACAAAUCAGAUCCAGUCGUAGGUUUCAGAGUUAUUUUAUACCUGAUUACCUCCCCUGAUUGUAAUAAAUAUGGAUUUAUAUCAGUAAAUAUUUACAGGACUUAUUUGAAAUUUCAUUAUUGUUAUUAGUUGGACUAAGACAAUCAGGGUAGAUACAAUGUACUGAUUUUUUGUCAAAUUACCUCCCUUUAUUUCAAAUUAAAAUGGGUAUAUCUCCGUAACUAAUGAAGAUACUGAUCUGAAAUUUCAUUUAUGUCAACAGAUUUAUUUGGCAGAUCUUUCUUUUGUUCACUUAUAAUUUCUUUUUUUAAUUACUUCACAUUUACUUUACUAUAAAUAGCUUAUUUUUAGUAACUUUUUUAUUAUUGGCCAUAGGGAAAAACGGAGACCACUUUUCUGUGGUACAACAUGGAUGGUACCUCCAAUUUUUAGGUAUAUUUUGACAUAUCUAUACCUUGUAAGAAUUUUUUUUCUUUUUGGUUAAAUUUCUUCCCUUUGUUGUUCCUGUCCUUUGGACUUAGAUAUUUUUUCUGAGGACCUUCUUGUCCUCAAGGGCAGUGAUAACAGGUGAGCGAUAUAGGGCCAUCAUGGCCCUCUUGUUAAUACAGUAUAUGUCAAGAAAAUGUAAGAUGGGAAUGUUAGUCAUACAUAAUUAUUAGGUAAUUAUCUUAUAUUUCAGUUCUCACAUAGAAAUUAUGACAUGUUUAUAAAUUCAUCCCCAUUUUGAAUGAGAAUAAAUGCAAUAAUGUCAUUACAUUCAGUUGAUUUAAACCAAUGAUUCUACAAAGUAAUGAUUAUGAUUUUUUUUUCCGUGCAUGUUUUUAGCUUGUCUGAAUUAUGAAAAAGAUCUACAAGGUAUUGUUGUCAAUUGAUUGUUGGCAUUGGUUACAAUUUUUGUUUAGGCCCAUUUUUACUCAAAACUUUAUAAGCUAUAGCUUUGAAACUUUGAACAUAUGUUUAUCAUCAUUAGAUGAGUAAGUAGGCCCAGAAUUAUGGCUCCUUAUUUGCUUAGAAAAUCAUAAAUUCUUGGAUAUGUCCACUUUGCAUGAUUACUUUAAGAAUAAUAGCUUUGAAACUGUGUACCCUUGUUUUAUUGUCAUAAGAUGAGUAAGCAGCUCAAGAACCAUAAUUUUUUUUUCAUUUUUUAAGAAUUAUGGAUCUUUUUAACUUUAAAAAGAAAAUCAAUAUUUCUUUGUUGAAUACUAUAGCUUUGAAACUUUAUACAUUUGUACAUUGUUUUUGUUAUCAGAAGGCCAAGAACUGUAACUGUUUUCUUGCAUAUUGUCUACAUAGAACACUUACAGAUGAGUGUUGGCAUCUGAAGGCAGUUCACUUAUUAGCAUGUUGUUCUGACAUUACUGAGGUCCCUUGUCUGUAACUAACUUUAGCUGUGACUAUGAGUUCGUAAUUUUAAGUCAGUGUACAUCUUGCACACCAUAGUAUUUGUGUCACACAGUUGUCAUAUAUGAACCAUGGAUUAGCAUUGUGAGCAGUUAAAGAAAUAUGGUACCCCUGUGGGAUUAUAAUUUUCAUAAUUAUGUUCAUCCUCUCAAGAAUAUUUGAGACACUGCUCUAUAUUGUUGAUGUAUUGAUGUGAAUAUGUAUUUGUUAUGUUAAAAUGCUCUUUAUAUUUUAAUUUAUCUAUGUUGUAUUUAUAAUACAAGAUUUGUUUCUUAAUGAAAAAUAAAUGAUAUUUAUGAAA
Messenger RNA from Mercenaria mercenaria, 5919 nucleotides. RefSeq names its product BRCA1-associated protein-like. The transcript is spliced from 16 exons. Bases 119 to 2020 code for a protein of 633 amino acids. The record is from RefSeq and is a predicted model, not a curated record. Lineage: Eukaryota; Metazoa; Mollusca; Bivalvia; Venerida; Veneridae. Gene Ontology annotation, biological process: Ras protein signal transduction; protein ubiquitination. Gene Ontology annotation, cellular component: cytoplasm. Gene Ontology annotation, molecular function: ubiquitin protein ligase activity; zinc ion binding.